CUAGUUGCUGCUAGGUUAGGUUUAACUUUCAGGUUUAUAUUUGUUUACCUUUUCUGCUUGUAGACUACGGGACAGACAAAACAAAACUGCUUACGCGAGCCCCAAUUUUCAAAAAUGGCAACCCUAAAAAAAGACAUACAACUCCCAGAAAACCUAGUCAAAAAAAUCCUCUUCAAAAAACACAUAGAUUUCAUCAAUGAAUAUGGCAAAGACGAAAACAAUUUCGAAUAUGGAAUGACCGAUUAUCUUCGAGUCUCUGGUAUGUAUUGGGGGCUCACAGCUUUGGAACUAAUGAAAGCACAGCCCGUGCAAAGUAAAGACCACAUUAUUGCUUAUAUUAAACAAUGCCAGGACCCACAAAGUGGAGGAAUCAGUGCUUGUAUUGGUCACGAUCCCCACAUACUUCAUACACUCUCUGCCGUCCAAAUAUUGGCUAUGUACGAUAAACUUGAUGCAAUAGACUGCGAAGGGGUUGUGAAGUAUGUACAAAGUCUCCAGCAACCUGACGGAAGCUUUUCGGGCGAUAAAUGGGGUGAAAUCGAUACGCGUUUCUCUUUUUGUUCUGUUAUGACGUUGACUUUGCUUAAAAAAGAGGAUGCUGUUGAUUUGGACAAAGCAGUGGAAUUUGUUCAGAGUUGUAAAAAUUUUGAUGGUGGAUAUGGAUCAAGGCCUCUUUCAGAGAGCCAUGCAGGAUUGGUUUAUUGUAGUGUAGGAUUUUUUUCACUUACAAAGAGAUUAGAUUUGGUGGAUAGAGAUACUUUGGCUUGGUGGUUGUGUGAAAGGCAACUACCUUCAGGGGGCUUAAAUGGUAGGCCAGAAAAAUUACCAGACGUUUGCUAUUCGUGGUGGGUAUUAGCAUCUUUGGCUAUAUUAGGAAGAUUACAUUGGAUUGAUGGAGAAGCGCUGAAAAACUUUAUUUUUGCUUGCCAAGACACUGAAACUGGUGGUUUUGCAGAUAGGCCUGGAGAUGUAGCGGAUCCAUUUCACACAGUAUUUGGAAUUGCUGCAUUAUCGCUUUUGGGUCAGGAGAAUGUACAGAAAGUAAAUCCAACUUAUUGUAUGCCCCAACAUGUCAUCAAGCGAAUGGGAUUAAAUCCUGAAAUUUUAUCGGAGUUUCUCUUCUUUUUAUUUACAAAUUGGUCUGGCCUUAGCUACUAAAAUGUUUUCCGACUUUACUCGAUUAUUUCCGAAUGUAUCAACCUAACUUUAUAAAAUUGCAAAAGCAUCCAGCAUCUUUCUUUUACUGAUUAAUUUCUUGUUGGUUGCACGUGAAGGUGCCCCUAGUACCAAAGAUCGUACCUCGUUUAAAUUAAGAUUUAAGUGUUAUUUAUAGUUCUUUUCAACAUGACUACUAAAGUUCCUUUCAAAGUUGCCGAUCUUAAAUUAGCUGAAUGGGGCCGAAAAGACAUUGCACUGUCCGAAAACGAAAUGCCCGGUUUGAUGGCUCUACGCAAAAAGUACGGACCCUCCAAGAUUCUAAAAGGGGCGAGAAUUUCAGGUUGCCUCCACAUGACUAUUCAGACUGCUGUGCUAAUCGAGACUUUGAUCGAAUUAGGAGCCGAGGUCCAAUGGUCCAGUUCAAACAUCUUCAGUACGCAAGACCAUGCCGCAGCAGCGUUAGCCAAAAAAGGCAUUGCCGUUUACGCCUGGAAAGGCGAAACCGACGAGGAAUUCCUCUGGUGCAUCGAACAAACCCUAGUUUUCCCAAAUGGCAAACCGUUCAACCUUAUUUUGGACGAUGGUGGUGAUCUAACCAACCUGGUCCAUCAAAAAUAUCCCGAAUACUUGAAAGGAUGCAAAGGACUCAGCGAAGAGACCACCACAGGUGUUCAUAAUUUGUACAAAAUGGUUAAAGAAGGAAAAUUAACAGUUCCCGCGAUAAAUGUCAAUGAUUCAGUAACUAAGAGCAAAUUUGACAAUUUAUAUGGUUGUCGUGAAUCAUUAAUAGAUGGCAUCAAACGCGCCACUGACGUAAUGAUCGCUGGUAAAGUAGCUGUGGUAGCAGGUUACGGCGAUGUAGGCAAAGGUAGCGCCCAAUCACUUAGGGCCUUUGGUGCUAGAGUACUUAUUACCGAAAUCGAUCCAAUUUGUGCUCUUCAAGCCGCCAUGGAAGGCUAUGAAGUCACUACAAUGGAAGAGGCUAGCAAAGAAGGACAAAUUUUCGUUACAACAACAGGAAAUAAAGAUAUAAUUAAAAGUCAACAUUUAUUAAACAUGAAAAAUGACUCGAUUGUCUGUAAUAUCGGUCAUUUCGAUUGUGAAGUUGAUGUGGCCUGGCUGGAGAAAAAUCACAAAUCUAAAGUUAACAUUAAACCCCAAGUUGAUAGAUACGAACUUGAAAAUGGCAAUCACAUUAUUGUUUUGGCAGAAGGACGUUUGGUUAACUUGGGCUGUGCCACUGGGCAUGCUUCAUUUGUAAUGUCGAAUAGCUUUACCAAUCAAUGCUUGGCUCAGAUUGAGCUCUGGACUAAACCUGGAGAAUAUUCUGUGGGAGUUCAUGUGUUGCCUAAAUCUUUGGACGAGGAAGUUGCCAGAUUACACUUGGAUCAUUUGGCCGUUAAACUUACGAAACUUUCACCAGAACAGGCGAAGUAUAUUGGAGUACCACUCAAUGGACCCUACAAGCCUGACCAUUAUAGAUACUAAGUUGGAGUCUCGAAAUUCUUGAGAUGCAAAAAUAAUUGUAUUUUUUUUUGGGUAAUUUUGGAAAAUGAAAAAUAAAAAACUUAAAUUGUCCUAAGUUUAUUUUAAUUUAAUAACAAUCAGAAAUGGCAAAAAAAUUCAAAUAAGUAUUUGUAACUAGUGCAAGAAAACAAACAUUGAUGGGUUUGUUCCAACCUUCUCCUAAAGACUAUAUUUUUCCUCAGUAUGUUUGAUUGAAACGACCCAAAUGGCUUCUUUCGACUGGUAAUCGAAUGAGGCCCUAAUUGUUAUUUCACAAUUUUAAAAAACUACUAAAAAUUAUCAACUAAUAGUCUUUGGGUUUCCUACCACAUGUGCGUCUCUCUUAUUUCACUUAUUAUGUGAGCCGCUCUUUGCAAUGCCUAAAAAACAUAUUUUUUUAAAAAAUUUAUGGUAUGAACAAACAGGACGCAGGACAGACCAGGGAUAGUGGAAAGUUCAAGGAUUUUCCAAGGUUCAAUCUACCAGGUUCUUACCUUCAACAUAUCACCAGCCUCCUUACGUCUCUGGGCAAUAUGCUCAGACUCAUCUAAUAAUUGAUCUGCAUUAUCAGCCUUAUACAAACAAGUUACCAACUCAGAUUGUAGAUUAUCCUUAACAAAAUUAACUAGAAAAUGCAUUAUGGCUUUGGGCACCGUAUCCUGUAUAGAUUUCCUCACAAUAUAAAAAUACGAUUUGAUAAGACGUUCAAUAAUUUCACAGUCGUGCUCCUCGUUGGCCGAUAAGUUCCUAUAACUUCGACCAUCCACAGGAACCUGAGGCAAUAGGUUGACAGGUUUAUCGGGGCUUAAUACUGAUCUUAAAUCGUGCUCCGCUUGACUCUCGAAAACUUUAUUGGUGUGAUUCAAAUCAUUUUCCUUUAAGCCGUUUUGUUGGGAAGUUAGAUUUGAUACCCAGGUUGUAGCGUCGUCGUUUAGCUGAGAGUUACUGUUGGAUCUUGACUGCAAAAAAUUUGGACUUUUGGUAAAUUUUUGAUGGAUGAAAUGAAGAGACGAUAAAAUUAUUGAUGAUUGGAUGUGAUUUUACGAAAAUUACCUCAUCCUUUCUGUCUUGUAAUGUGAACAUAUUGGUAAAGAAGGAUCUACUACGCCCGUGUCUAAUCUGGAAUUGGGAGUUAGUUUGGGUUAAAACAAAACAGUAUAAAGGACCAAAGCAAGGUUAGAAUUAAAUUAUAUUUUUUUGAAGGAAGAUUGGUUUCAAAUUGGUGAAAGGAAUGCAAAUUGUGUCAAAAGUAAAUUAGAGGCAAAAAACAAACAGGCGAGCGACUUAUUAACGGCAUCAUUGCAUAAUUCCAUUGAUAGUUCCUACAAUAUUGAUAUAAUUUUUAUAGCAAUGGAAACAUUCAAAAAGUAUUGAAAUUCAGAAAGAAUGCGAGCUGCGGGGACCUUAAAACAAACUGUUUAAUCAUUGAUUAGAUAGGUAAAAGGCCUCUGAUUCCACAGAAAUCACAAACGAGUCGGAGCGUUUUUGAUUGGUCCAGAUCGCCAACAACCAGCUUCCUGACUAUUUUCCACCAAUGAAAUUCGCUCUGACUGGUUUGUAAUUUCUGUGAAAACAGACCUAUAGCCUUGUGGUGUAGAGGCCUAAAACAAAUAAGUUGCAACUGAACUUUUGUUGGUAGAAAAAACUAUUUCUGAAAAAAAAAAAAAUUAAUAGGUUCCCAGUCAUCUCUGGUUCAACUAUUAACUUUUUCAAAACCUUAGAAAGGAGGCAAAACAUUAAUUCUUGCUAAAUCCAAUUCCAAAGAUCAAUAACUAUGUAUUUGUGCCUCAAUUUGACCUGGAAUUGUUACAGUAUUUCCUAGCCUAUUAGUGGAUGUAUCCACCCAACAAAGACAUGUCAAGUCGCUCAUACCAUAGUUAAGAACAAAUAGGCUCUAAACUUUACUUUUGAUACACUGUUGGACAAUAACAAGAAUCUCAAAACGCGAUUCCUCACAACCCAUGAAUGAUAUUGGUUAAUAAGUGCAUAUUUUUAUAAAAACCACUCAGAAACAAAAAAAAAUACACUUUCUCUACCUGAACAACAUUCAUGAAGUCAUUAUAGCUAGACACCGGUAAUAUUCGAAAUAAAUAAUUAAAAAAAUCUGCUGGAUCAGUAUUGGCCGAAGCUCUGUUAAACCUCUAGAAAAAAAAGACAUUGGGGCUUGUUUCAACCCCAUUGAGCACUCUGUUCAAGAAUAUAAGGGUUGAAAAAAACCAAAAUAAAUUAAAAAAAAAAAAAAAAUACUAACCAAUUCUGUAGGUUCAGGAUAAGCUUGUUGUUGCACCAUAGCAGGUUUCCCGUACAAACUUUUUGGUCUAUUGGCAGGUCUAGAAGAUUGGUCUCCAGAUUUGAUCAUCGUCGGAGGCACAGCGGCCACGUCUUUAUAAAAAUCAGGAUGUUUUGUGUUUAUAUAAGCUAAUUCUAUGGCCACCAAAUUUUCAACCAUCGAAUUGGUUGUAGGCAAACGACGUCUUAAUACUUGAGUAACUACGUCUACUAUAGAAUCGUACAGUUUUGGAAAACGGAGCAUUUCUUGUUGCACUUCAUUACCACAAUGCUAUAAAUAUUAUAUUAAAACAUUAAAAACGCCAUUACAAAAAUAUUACCUGAAUAAUCCUUUGCAUUUCUUCAUGAAUCAACUCUACACACCUAAGUGAAGGCUCUUCUAGUCUUCUAAUUUGCCUCUUGACAAGUAACUCAAAAGAAACUUCAGGCACAAAUAGCGCAGGGCGUGGUCCAUUCGCAUUCCUUAUUGCUGUAAGAAUAUCCAUUUUAGUCAAUCCUGCUAGAGGAUGUAUAUGAUCUAAAGUUCUUCCAAAAGUUUCAUGGAAAAUAUAGCAAAUCCUUGCACCACCACACAGUUCUGUAGUUUCAAUGUUCCUGGAAGUUCCUUCAAUAGUUGAACAAUAAGCCGAGGCGAAUUUUGUUAUUAUUUGCAAUAACGUUUUGCUUUUAUCUGAAAUAUCUUCCCCAUAAGAGCUAAGCAAGGAUUGAAAUUGUGACAUCAUUAAAUUGACUCUAGUUUUAAGAUCGGGCAGACAAUCUCUAAUAUGAUGCAUCAACAAUCUGUUCAACGUCUUUGCUAAAUACGGAGUACCAUUUCUAGCCGCUAAAGUAGGAUAUUUUGUUUGUAGAAAUGAGGCUUCAUCUUUCAAAGAAUCCUUUAUAGUUUUAUUGUUCAUUAUAUCCUGUUGAGAUCUAUUAACUACACCAAUAAUGCCAAGUUUAACGGGUAUAACACGGCCGCAUAAAAUAUCAAUUGCAUCAGUGCCAGCGUCCAUCAAGUCAAGUUUAGUUACUACAGCCAAUGUUCUUCUACCAUCCGGGUCCACAUCUUUGGCAAUGGACAAACUUUCUGAUGUUGCCAUGUCAGUGUUGGCUGUAACCACAGCCAAUAUAAUUGAGUUGGGAUUGGCGAUGUAUUUUAUAACUAAUUCGCGGAUUUGACGUUCAAUAUCUGGAGGUUGGUCUCCAACAGGAACCUAAUUAAUUAAUUUAUUGUAUUGAUUUUUUUAAAAUUAAUAAUAAUGAUUGCUUACCUUUGUGAUACCAGGUAAGUCUACUAAAGUAAGAUUAACCACUUUGGUUGAGAAUAUUUUAAGAUUAAUAGGUUCUGGACAGAUUCCUUUAUUGCUACCAGCAAUUCGAUUGGUUUCUUCUUCAAUUUCCAUACGGAUUUUUUCAAAGUCUCUGAAUAUUUUGUCUUUAGUGUGCAGAAAAGUGCCCCAGUCAUCAACUUCGACUGUUC
Ceutorhynchus assimilis (cabbage seed weevil) is the source of this 6415-nucleotide messenger RNA. The record is from the annotation of a GenBank genome assembly. NCBI's taxonomy places the organism in Eukaryota, Metazoa, Arthropoda, Insecta, Coleoptera, Curculionidae.